AGCAGAAAAAAGUACAUAUAUCUACGUAUUUCUCAUAUGGAAAUUUUACUAUGUCUACGUAAUUUUCUACUGGCCUACGACCUUUUCUAAAACUGAGUUGGCAACACUGAUUACAACCGUCAUCAUAGUGUCUUGCCUUCUCUCUCCUCCCCCUUUAUUUAGUUUGAAGAACGUGAAGUUGAAGUGAAUUUUCUUUGCUGUUUUGCACUUAAGAUUUCUUUUGUUUGAUUAUUAAUUGAGCUCUUAUUCAAAGUUUGUGGUUGUUACAACUUUGUUGUACUUACCCAGAUAUUCGUUAUUAAUACCAUUACUAUUAUUUGCAUCAAAUUUUACAGUAAUCCGAAAUAAAAGAGAAAUGGAUCCUAAACAUAAAACAGCAAUCCAGAAGUUCUAUCAUUCUUUAAUAAGACAGACUGACCUUCAUGUGAUGGUGUCUUCACUGUACGAAAAAGGAGUGUUUGCUGAGCACAUGAUAGAACCAUAUAAUAAUCGCAACAUUAGUGAUACAGUUCAUAAGCGCGCCUUCUACUUACAUCUGAUGCGAAGAGGACCGAAUGCCUUCAGACAUCUGAUUGACACGCUGUGGGAGAAUGGCUUGUGGAACUUGGCCAGAGAUUUGGAUCCUGAGGGGGAGUUCCACGGUCGCCCUCUGAAGGCAAAUAAUGACAGAUCUGGAAAUGACGAGGGCAGCUUCAUAAGUAUUAGCACUAAAAAAAAAGAGAAGGGAAAAUGUGAAGCGGAGACAAAAAAAAUUUCAGAAGCGCGAGCCCCUUCGCCGAAGCCGCUGCCGCCGCCGCCGCUCGAGCUGCCGCCGCAGAUCGACGCCCCGCCCUUUGACGUCAAGAAGUGUACAGAACCCGUUGUAGAUGAAGGCAAUGACAUAAAAAUGUACGACGUGCGCGGGGAGCCCCGCCAGCGCAUAAUGUUGAUCUACACGUACAUGAACUUCGACAACGACAUCGAGGCGCCGCGCCGGGGCGCCGACCGGGACUCCGACAACCUCAAGUACCUGUUCCACGAGCUCGGCUUCAGGGCUGUCUCCUUCUUAGACCUCAACAAAGAGGAAACGAUGGACAGCCUUCGCAACCUGCCCAGCACGCUGGAGGGCGCCAAGUGCGUGUUCGUGGUGGUGUCCUCGCACGGGUACGACCGGCACGGCUCCUCCGACAACGACUUCCGCUGCAGCGACGGCCGCCUCAUCUCCCUAUACGACUUCAUCGAGCACUUCAGCAAUAAGGCGCUGCCGCAGCUCAAGGGCGUGCCCAAGGUUUUCAUCUUCCAGACUUGCAGAGGCAAGAAAGAGCAGGAGUGGCCGCAUGCGCCGCCGCACGUGCGCAUGCCGGCGCGCGACUCGGGCGCGCGGCCGGCGCGGGCGCAGCGCUGCGAGCGCGACGGCGCGCCCCCGCCGGCGCAGCGCGCGCGCCCGCCCGGCCGGACCUACUCCGACAUACUCAUCGCGCACUCCACCGUGCCGGGUUUCGUGUCCAACCGCAUCCCUGAUGAAGGGUCGUGGUACAUCCAGACGCUGUGCCGCGUGUUCGCGGAGCACGCGCACCAGCGCCACGUGGAGGAGCUGCUGACGCUGGUGGACCGCCGCAUGGAGGCCACCUACCGCCUGCAGACCUCCUCCGUGGACAAGUGGGGCUUCAACAGCCGCCUCUACCUGCUGCCGGGGCUGCAGCAAUGACACGAUGUGCAGCGGCAUACUGUGUGCUCAAGUGUUGGAAAAAUAAUAUGAACAUUCUAGUUGAUAAUUGUCUAGGACUGCCAUUUUAUUUACAAUGUGAUAGUGAUAAAGUUUGGUGAAUUAUAUUUGUAUGCUAAGGUCUAUGAGAAGGCGAAUUAACGUAAGUUUUGAAGGUGACACAACGCAUCUUUUUGAGAUAAAUAUUGCGUUUAUGAUGUAUUAACGUUGAAGAGCGUCGAUGGUCGAAUCGGUAAGUUGCCCGGUUAAAAUGCGUAAUGCUCAGAAGGGCACAGGUUCAAAUCCUACUUUGGCAUUGUACCCAUGACUUUCGAAGUUAUGUAGGUUACAUUAGUUUACAAUACUAACUGAUGCUCUUACGGUGAGGGAAAACAUAGUUUCCAAACCUGCACAUUCAGGCACCUGGAUGUGUAACCAUGAUCAAUCCAAAACGGGUUAGGUACCUGCAAAGGUUGCGGAGUUCAGAUGGAAGUUGCUUCGUGUAAAAACCACCCAAUCCAGGAUCCUUGGCUUUGCCAUUCCCCAGGCUCCUCUCAAAAGUGGUGAGGAUGCAACCGGGACUAAAGCCAGAAGGACGAAUGCGUUGCAUCAUAAACGGAAUGGAUUUUAAGAAUCUCUAACAUGACGGUAAAAAUAUUCACUAUAAAAAUUCAAGUGUGUUCAACUUUUUGUCAAUUCGAGUAAACUUAAAUAGCGUAACUGAAUAUUUUAUUGGUGCUCUAAAAGUAGUAAUAUUUGCAUUUAUAACGAAUUGUCUCACGUCAUCUGCAUUUUUAAUCUUAUCUGUUUGUUUUUAAAGCAGAUUGUGGGUUAACGUGAUUUUGACCUCAGUUUUACAUGAGUCACUUCCCUGUCAAGCAUUUAUUUUUCUAAAUGUACUUUUUUAAGUACAUAAUUUACCAUAGUAAGGUUCUUCUUAGCGAUUAACUAAAAUUAGAUUGUAAGCGUACAAUAUUAUCUAAUUUAAAUGUAUUACUAAACGCCAAAUAGGUUGUUAUAAUGUGAUUGCUCAGAUUUGCUAUAAUUUUACAGCAAUAUAUAUUAAUAUAUACAACUUUUUAAUAAAAA
Messenger RNA from Amyelois transitella, 2773 nucleotides. It is a transcript of the gene Dronc, whose product is annotated as caspase Dronc. The record is from RefSeq and is a predicted model, not a curated record. Lineage: Eukaryota; Metazoa; Arthropoda; Insecta; Lepidoptera; Pyralidae. The transcript is spliced from 8 exons. The coding region runs from base 356 to 1687 and encodes 443 amino acids. Gene Ontology annotation, molecular function: cysteine-type endopeptidase activity. Gene Ontology annotation, biological process: proteolysis.